UUUUUAACUGCUUGAUAUUCCAAUACUUCAGAGACUCUUCUUUUCUAUUCCUUGCAAUGCAUGCUAAUCCGUCUGUGUCAUCGCAAUUCACAUAAUUCAUCCUGUAUUUGUGUGGAACCUGCAAUAGAGGUUGAAAUAGACAGGACAGGACCAUCAAACAUGUGUUUUUUUUUUUUGUGUGUGGUGGUAAUUCAAAUCAGUUUAAGGUUUUUUCUCCACCUGUGACAUGUGGUCUUGAAAGCUAAAGAGAUUUUUUAAAUCUAGGAUUGCUUCAAAGGCGGUACCCACCAUUGUUUUUCCCAUGUGACAAAAUUUGGAUGAAUGUUUAGUUUAGUGACAAAUGAAGCUUGACUCUUCUGUAUAAGAAGAACAAAGCUAUGCCCGCAGUUCUCAACAUUUUUCUUCACUGUCUCAUAACUCCCGCAAUGACCUUUUCUUUCCCUGCAACUCUUUCUCUCUUCUCCUUACUAUUUCUGAUCGUUGGUUAUGUUUUUGUCCGGAAAUCGGGUGAAAGAAUAAGGAAAUGUGAAGGUGGCGACUCGGGCAUGCCGGAACCUUCGGGAGCUUUGCCUUUGAUCGGCCAUCUCCAUCUUCUCCGUGGUAAAGAUCUCGUCUUUAAGAAAUUUGCCGCCAUAUCUGACAAGCUUGGCCCUAUCUUUUCUCUUAAGAUAGGGGCUUACAGAUUGGUGGUCGUGAGCGAUCCAGAAACCGUUAGAGACUGUUUCGCUACCAAUGACGUGGUUUUAGCCACCAGGCCGAACAUAUCCAUAGGUCGGUAUGUUGGAUAUAACAAUGCAAUCCUCGCGUUAGCACCCUAUGGAGAUUACUGGCGUGAGUUGCGGAAGAUCACCACCAUCUAUCUCUUCUCGAAUCAUAGGAUAGAGAUGCUGGGCCACAUCCGUUUAAACGAAGUUAAUGUGUUUAUCAAACACUUGUACACAACUACCGUGGAUAGAGGUAGUUCCCUGGUCAGGAUGGACACGUUAUUGGAGUUCAUGACGUUCAAUAUAAUCCUUAGGACAGUGGCUGGGAAGAGGAUCGAGUAUGGGGAAAUGGGAUGCGAGGAAUGGCGUUAUAAGAAGGCGAUACAACAGACAGAGUACUUAUGGGGCGUUUUCAUGGUAGGUGAUGCUAUCCCGUGGCUAGAAUGGAUGGAUUUUGCUAAAGUAUCUCUUAUGAAGAAAACCGCUAAGGAGCUCGACGGUGUCAUCUCGAAGUGGCUCGAAGAACAUCUCGAGAAAAGAUUGAGGAACGGAAACGAUGAGGAAAGUCUUGAUCAAGAGAAGACUAUCAUGGAUCUAUUGCUCGAUGUCUUGCCCGAGGAUGUUCUAAUGUCUGGCCACACCCGUGAUAUCAUUGUCAAGUCAACUGCUUUGAUUCUUACAUUAACAGGUUCAGACAGUGCAUACAUCACUCUGAUAUGGACAGUAUCCUUGUUGCUGAACAACCCGAGUGUUUUAAAAGCCGCUCAAGAUGAAAUCGACGUUAUCGUCGGAAAAGGAAGAUGGGUCGAAGAAUCUGACAUUAGAAACCUCAAGUUCUUACAAGCCAUCGUCAAGGAAACUCACCGGCUUUACCCACCUGCUCCUCUUACAGGGAUCCGAGAAGCUAGCGAGGAUUGUUACGUGGGUGGAUACCGUGUAACCAAAGGUACCCGUCUGCUCGUAAACAUCUGGAAACUUCACCGGGAUCCCAAGAUUUGGCCGGAGCCUGAAACGUUCAGACCGGAGAGGUUUAUGGAGGAGAAACCGAAAUGCGAGCAGAGCGGAUACGGGUACAUGCCCUUCGGCCUGGGUAGAAGGUCGUGCCCGGGCAUGAAUCUCGGGUUAAGAGUGGUUUACUUGGUGCUUGCUCGGUUGCUUCAGGGCUUUGAGGUGAGGAGGGACUCGGUCGAGCCGUUGGGUAUGGCUGAAGGACCUGGCCUUGCUCUGACAAAAGUGGAACCGGUAGAAAUCUCGGUUAUGCCGCGUCUUGAACCGGAGCUGUACCGGCUCACUUAAACCGGUCAUUUGCUGUAUUAUCUUCUGCCCUUUGCGUUACAAAUAAGAAAGAUCUUUGUCUC
Messenger RNA from Tarenaya hassleriana, 2062 nucleotides. RefSeq names its product cytochrome P450 82G1-like. The transcript has 3 exons. Gene Ontology annotation, biological process: defense response to other organism. Gene Ontology annotation, molecular function: oxidoreductase activity, acting on paired donors, with incorporation or reduction of molecular oxygen; heme binding; monooxygenase activity. The coding region runs from base 378 to 2000 and encodes 540 amino acids. The record is from RefSeq and is a predicted model, not a curated record. Lineage: Eukaryota; Viridiplantae; Streptophyta; Magnoliopsida; Brassicales; Cleomaceae.